Bactrocera oleae (olive fruit fly) is the source of this 643-nucleotide messenger RNA. RefSeq lists its product as uncharacterized. The record is from RefSeq and is a predicted model, not a curated record. NCBI's taxonomy places the organism in Eukaryota, Metazoa, Arthropoda, Insecta, Diptera, Tephritidae.
CAUGUAAUCUAGCAACUCAGAACAGUAACUCAAAAUUGAAAAUAUUAUAUUAACUCAUCAAAUAUACAUAUAUUUUUUGUGAUCGCUGUUAUACUACUUAUUUUUUUUAAACUCUUUAGAAUAUGUCCGAUAUAAUGGAAUUAUCUGACGAUAUCCGUAAUAUAUUUUGUAAAUAUAAGGAGAAACAAAAGGCAGACCUUUUUCAAGCGCUUAAUGACGUAAAAUGUUGUGAAUGCGGUCAUCAAUCACGUCUGCGGAAUGUUCAAAAUAAAGUAUCCAUCUAUCGGAAAAUGACAAUUUUUUAUCAAUUGAUUUUGUCCAUUUUAACCGUAUUGCUUUUGAUGGCCUUUUACGCAUUAUGGGCUGCCCGACGUUAUAACCAUGUACGGCUCUUUGGGACGGGCGCUUGUGCCUCGACUUUUUUGUGGACAUAUGACGACUGCACUGUGGCUCGUUAGUGUAUUAUACUGGGUACAAAAAUACAAAUUGUAUUUCUAAAUUGCCAGAAUGCGAAAUGGAAUUCAACAUGUGUAGCAAAAUAUUAAAGCUGUUUGUAGAAGUUCAUGGCCAGCCAAAAACUUUGUUCAUGGGUCCGAAUUCCACCUUAAUAUAGUAAACAAAAAAUUUAAAACAAAAGUAAAAA